Molecule: messenger RNA, 1361 nt
Organism: Saccostrea cuccullata (small rock oyster)
Lineage: Eukaryota; Metazoa; Mollusca; Bivalvia; Ostreida; Ostreidae
Product: retinal homeobox protein Rx1-like
Exons: 4
Coding region: 237-1235 (332 amino acids)
Biological process (GO): regulation of transcription by RNA polymerase II
Molecular function (GO): RNA polymerase II transcription regulatory region sequence-specific DNA binding; DNA-binding transcription factor activity, RNA polymerase II-specific
Source: RefSeq, a predicted model, not a curated record
UUUCCUGACAGAGGCAUUGAUUCGUUGUGAUUAUCAAGUUAUGUCAAUUAAUAAUCGUCUGGUUGGCGGUCGACUUCUAGCCUGGAUCUCACUCGUCUUCAUUUCCUAACUGACAAAUUUCAUAGAACUGUUUUUCUGCUUUAAUUAUUCCAUUAGUUUGGGUUUAUUUUUGGAAGCCGAUACAUUUUUUACGAAUUUUGAAGAAUAUUUUAUUUUGUAUAAAACAUUCCCACGCGAUGGACCUAUGCCUGAAGAGACGGUCCUAUGAUAUCGACAGUUUGAUUGGUGCUGGGUGUUCGGACAGUACUUCAACCAAUGACGAAAAGCGAGAGGACACUGAAGUGCGCCAGAAUUUCAAACCGAGCACGUUUCCCCAGUCCCCGGAUGUAAAAAUAAAUGUAAUAAAGAACGAGACGGGAUUGAGUGAAAAUAAAUACGAAAAGUCGCCGAUUGUUGGUGAAGACACAUCUAAUGAUGGAGAAGAAAUGACUAGGAGAAUACAAAUCGACGGUUCUCCUAUCGACUUCCGGUCCAAUCCGGAAAUGUACGGGGACCGGGAUCUUGAGGAUUAUGGAAAACGAAAACAGCGGCGGUACAGGACGACAUUUACUAGCUUUCAACUGGAGGAAUUGGAGAGAGCUUUUCAGAAAACACAUUACCCCGAUGUUUUCAUGAGGGAAGAGCUUGCAAUGAGAAUAGAUCUAACCGAGGCAAGAGUACAGGUUUGGUUUCAAAACCGCAGGGCGAAAUGGAGAAAGAAGGAAAAAGUUGGACCGCAAUGUCAUCCAUACAGUCCGUAUAUGGGGUACCCCACACCCGGGAUGGCACUAGGACCACGCCCAAUCGUCCCGUCCCCUCAAAGUUAUACCGAUCUUUUAUUCAAAGCUUACCACUCUCACAUUCAAGGUAGAAAUGCGCGCACUUUCGGACAGACGCCACCUGUUUCCAGUUUUUAUGGGACGCCAAAUUUGAUGUCACCGGAAAUAUACAGCCUUGCCAUGCGUGGUUUGAUGUAUCCUCCGAAUUUUGUGAAACUAGCGCCCCCUACACCAGACAUAUCAUUCCAGAAUCUAUUGGCUGAACUCAGUGUCAAAUCAAAGUCCACUUCAGAACGUUUGUCAUUUUCGCCAGUUUUGGAGAACGAGAGAAACUCCUUAGUUGGAACCUCGAGGCAAAAGUGUGUUCGAGAUUCCGACGAACGGUCAGACGAUAUAAAUCAACCUUUGACUCCGUGACGUAAGAGGCACGAUUUGUCGAAAUUUAAUUACGCCAUAUUUAGUGCAAUACGUUUGAAUGAAGGCCAUUUUUUAAAAUUACGAAAAACAUUAGUGCUUUAAUUUGCUACUUGUUGUGUUCUAAAA